Tachysurus vachellii is the source of this 782-nucleotide messenger RNA. RefSeq names its product C-type lectin domain family 4 member A-like. The coding region runs from base 1 to 747 and encodes 248 amino acids. The record is from RefSeq and is a predicted model, not a curated record. Lineage: Eukaryota; Metazoa; Chordata; Actinopteri; Siluriformes; Bagridae. The transcript has 6 exons.
AUGUAUGAAAUAACUAACGCUUUUCUCUCAGAUAUCUCUGACCGCACUGAGCUGAAAGACAAGAAGAAACCAGGAAAGAUCUUCAGAUCUGCUUUUGGUCUCCUCCUAAUACUUGGUGUUUUAUUAACACUCUGUGUUGUAGGGAUCCUUUAUCACAACAAAGUGGUUUCAUAUGAGAUAUUAAGUGAGCAGUAUUCUAAUGUUACUGAAACAUUGAUGACGCAGGAACAUGAAGUCAAGGAGAUAGAAAAACUGUAUGAAGCACUGAAGGUGAAGCAUCUGCAAGUUCAGGAAGAUCUCGUUGCAUGCAGUGCAAAUAAAAACAGUGGACAAUGUGAGGAAGGAUGGAAGUCUCUUGGUUUAAAAUGUUACUACUUCUCCAGUUCUAAACUGAACUGGGAACAGUGUAGAGAUUACUGUGUGGAGAAAGGAGGCCACAUGGUGAUUAUAACCAGCCAAACUGAACAGGAUUUUGUAGUUUCACAAAUUGGAGGAGAAACACACUGGAUUGGUUUGAAUGACUUGGAGACUGAAGGACAGUGGAUGUGGGUGAACAACAAGCCUUUAAAGGAGACAGGUGUAACAUUCUGGUUUAGUGCUCCCGGGAGACCUGAUGAGCCUGAUAACUGGAAAGAGGAGGACCCUUCUGGAGAGAACUGUGCUGCUCUGGGUCAUGCUACUGGUGAAACAGAUCAAUGGUUUGAUGUUUCUUGUAGUAGAAUCAAAAAGUGCAUCUGUGAAAAGUAAAAGACUUUUCUUUUUACGUACAUUUGUGCCUGCAA